AGCUAAGUUUGAUGAUGUAGUGAUGGACCGUUACCUGGUCGGUUCAACGGCAUUCUGGGAGCUUCGUCUCCUUGGCACGUUGUAUGGACGCGAUGAACCCACCAAUCGUCUCUCUCUGUAUAAACUUCCCUCACUUCCCGCUGUUUUUACACAAAUUGCCACUCUCUCUCUCUCAUCCAUGGCCUCUCUGCAAACUCACCAGAGCCAUCUCCAAUUCUGUCGGUGUCUCCUCUCUUCUAGGAAGCCUAGUCCGCACUCUCGGACCGUCUGUUUCUUUCCACUUUCCAGGAAAUUGAUAUUUCCCGGGAAAAUCGGGGUCUCGGGUUCGAGUGUUGGCGGCAGGAAUGGAGUGUGCUCUACCUGCUGCCCAUGCAAAACGAACUCGGAGGUUGAGAAUGUUUCGAUUCAGGUUCAGGAGGAGUACAGGACGGAUAGGCCUCCGUUCGACGUCAAUCUCGCGGUCAUUCUGGCGGGUUUCGCUUUUGAAGCCUAUACAACUCCACCGGAUAACAGACGAAAGUGUGAGGUGGAUGCAGCAAAUUGCAAGACAGUGUUUCUUUCAGAGUCAUUUUUGCGUGAGAUCUAUGAUGGCCAGUUAUUCAUAAAAUUAAAGAAAGGCCUUAACUUGCCUGCCAUGGAUCCAUGGGGAACAAGUGACCCAUAUGUGGUCUUGCAACUGGAUAGUCAGGUCAUCAAAAGCAAAGUUAAAUGGGGGACAAAGGAACCAACAUGGAAUGAAGAGUUCACUUUAAAUACGAAGCAGCCUCCAAGUACCAAUCUCCAGGUUGCAGCUUGGGAUGCAAAUCUUGUCACUCCACAUAAGCGCAUGGGAAAUGGUAGCAUUAGUUUGGAGGAUCUAUGUGAUGGAACAUUGCAUGAGGUGCUGGUUGAAUUGGAAGGGAUGGGAGGUGGUGGAAUGAUAGAGCUAGAGGUUAGAUAUAAGAGCUUUGAUAGAAUUGAGGAAGAGAAAAAGUGGUGGAUAAUCCCCAUUGUUACAGAAUUUCUUCGGAGAAAUGGUUUUGAUUCUGCCUUGGAAAAAGUUAUUGGCUCAGAGACUGUGCAAGCACGCCAGUUUGUGCAGUAUGCUUUUGGCCAGAUAAAGUCAAUAAAUGAUGCUUACCUUCAUCAGGAUUGGUUGUCAAAACUUGGUAGACCUGAGACUGAAUAUGAGAAAUCUAGCAACCCUGUUGUUGAAUCAGAUAUGCCAUCACAGUUGGAUAAUCCAGAAAGCUCUACAGAUGAAACAAGCUUUGAGGAAGACAGCAAUCUACUUGAGCGUAGAAAUGAUAAUGUUGGUGCUGCUAAUGAAGAAACCUCUUUGUCAGUGGCACAAUUUGGUGAUGGCUCACAGUCAGAUAAACACUUCUGGAAAAAUUUUGCUGAUCUUAUCAAUCAAAAUGUUGUUCAGAGACUUGGUCUCCCCCCUCCUGAGAAAAUAAAAUGGGAUGGAUUUGACUUGUUAAACAAAAUUGGCUUACAGUCACGGAUGAUUGCAGAGGCUGGGUAUAUUGAAUCUGGCCUUGCAACUCCUGAAAGUCAGAGUGACAUCAAUAAUGAUAAAACAACCGGACAGGUAACUGUUAGCAAUAUUCAGUCUUCACUCCCAGAUAUUAAGAAGGUUACUCAGGAUUUAUUAAGCCAAACUGAUGCAGUUCUGGGAGCACUAAUGGUUCUAAAUGCCACAGUUUCACAAUUAAAUAAAGAAGCACGCAUUUUUGGAAAAAAUGAACAAAAAGGAGAUGCUUCUCCUGAUAUGGAAGAUGAUGUUUCCCAGUAUUCUGAAAAGAAAAAAUCUCCUGGCUCUUGCGAUAGAUCAAAAUUGAAUGACAGGAAAGCUGAAGAGAUGAGAGCACUCUUUUCAACUGCAGAGAGUGCCAUGGAGGCUUGGGCAAUGCUUGCUACUUCUUUGGGUCAUCCAAGUUUUAUUAAAUCUGAAUUUGAGAAAAUAUGUUUCUUAGAUAAUCCAUCCACAGAUACACAGGUUGCAAUUUGGCGUGAUUCAGCACGGAAAAGAUUAGUCGUUGCAUUCAGGGGAACAGAACAAGCCAGAUGGAAGGAUUUACGAACUGAUUUAAUGCUAGUUCCUGCAGGGAUGAAUCCUGAGAGGAUAGGUGGUGAUUUCAAGCAAGAAGUUCAGGUUCAUCGUGGUUUUUUAAGUGCAUAUGAUUCUGUUAGGAUGAGGAUCCUCUCUCUCAUUAAACUGGCAGUUGGGUACACGGAUAAUAUUGCUGAGCCACAGCACCAUUGGCGUGUUUAUUUGACUGGCCAUAGUUUAGGUGGUGCCUUGGCUACCCUCCUAGCUCUUGAACUUUCAUCAAGCCAGUUAGUGAAGCGUGGGGCAGUUUCAGUGACCAUGUAUAACUUUGGAUCUCCUAGAGUUGGAAACAAGAAAUUUGCAGAAGUCUACAAUGAGAAAGUUAAAGAUAGCUGGAGAGUUGUAAAUCACAGAGACAUCAUACCUACAGUCCCACGCUUGAUGGGUUAUUGCCAUGUAGCUCAACCUGUUUACCUAGCAGCUGGAGAUCUAAAAAAUGCCAUGCAAAACAUGGAGCUUCUUGAAGAUGGCUACCAAGGUGAUGUAAUUGGGGAGUCUACACCUGACGUUCUUGUCAGUGAAUUUAUGAAAGGAGAGAAAGAACUAAUUGAAAAAAUAUUAAAUACUGAGAUAAACAUUUUCCGCUCAAUCAGAGAUGGGAGUGCCCUUAUGCAGCAUAUGGAGGAUUUUUAUUACAUCUCACUGCUAGAGAAUGUGAGAUCCAAUUACCAAAUGGUUGCGAGUUCCCAAACCGGUGAAGAAGGGAGCCUGUCAAUCAUUUAAGAAAUUCAUGUCAUAUGUCAGCACAGUCAAGUUUGUCUUUUCAAAUUUUUCAGGAAGUUCUGAAAUAUUCUUUAAAUGUGACCUUGCAAUUUGGCCAUAAUAGAAGAUAGUUCCUACAAAAUGGUUCCAUUAUUUAGGUUGAUGUCCUAUGCAGUAUUUAGUUCUCACCAUGUUUGAUUGCGUAUAGGUUCAUAUGAUAAAAAGUGUUUCCAUCCCAAUAGCUCUGCAGACUGCAAAAUAUAUCCAGCUUUUGGCUGUAAAAUAAAAUUUGACCUUCUGUAGUUCUUUUUC
This is a messenger RNA of Diospyros lotus (date-plum), 3109 nucleotides long. RefSeq lists its product as uncharacterized. Bases 23 to 2818 code for a protein of 931 amino acids. Gene Ontology annotation, biological process: lipid metabolic process. Lineage: Eukaryota; Viridiplantae; Streptophyta; Magnoliopsida; Ericales; Ebenaceae. The transcript has 18 exons. The record is from RefSeq and is a predicted model, not a curated record.